GAGCCACAAAAGUCUCCUGCCAAGGCGCAACUUCAGAUCACAGCAGCCCAGCCCUGCAGCUGCCUCUGGCUCUGCGAAGCAUCCUUCGGUGCCCUCUUCCCCUAGGCAUGGGGGCUGCAAACAAGAGCCUGGGGAACCCGUCCGGCUGUUGCAUUGGCUGGUCCUAGAGCAGGGCCGGGGGCUCUCCCCUAACUUCUCGCCCACUGGGAAGGAGCCUGGAAGGAGCCGGGAGGAUUUGGGGAAAUCUCUGAGAUCCCCCUGCGCAACCUUGCAAGAGGCGGACCAGCCCCAGCCGACUAUGGAAGGAGCGACAGAUACUGCCUAGUUCUCUCUUUUCUUCCCUUCCUGAGUUUCUGGGGCUCUCUGUAAAGCACAAACUUCUUUCCCCCUCCCUUGGCCAUGCUGUCUCCUAGGCACUAAGAGGAAAACGCCUCGUCCAUCCAGCUGCAAGAUUUCAGCCUGCAGCAGCGAGAGCAUGGAGAACAAGGCCAUGUACCUGCACACCUUCAGCGAGCGGGAGAACAGCUCCAUCUUCGAGGAGUCAUUUGAUGGAAGGAACCUGUCCAAACUGAACCUCUGCGAGGAUGGUCCAGGUGGCAGGAGGAGGGGAGUGGGGCGCUGCGGCCGGCUGGGCUCCAUCGCGGCUCUGAAGUACGCGGUGGUCGGACUCUACCUACUCGUGUUCCUGAUCCUCGUCGGCGUCUUCAUCCUGGCAGUCUCCAGGCCCCAGAGCUCCCCCGAGGACCUGAAGGCGCUGACAGGGAACGUGAACCGCCUGAACGCGAGCAUCAGGGACAUGCAGCUCAAGCUACUGCAGCUGCCGCUCAAAGGGGACAUCCUGGACCACAUCUGGCGGCUCCAGGAUCUCCUGCAGAAUCACUCGGACUCCCUCUUCCUGAUGACGGGCUCCCUGCAGAAGCUGGAGGGGUUCCUCUGGAGCCUACAGAUGCAGGCAAGUCAAACGGACAAGGCCGUGGCCAGCCUGAGGGACAGCUUGAACCAUCAGAGCGACAUGGCCCAGCUGGAGACCUACAGGCUCUCGGUUGAGAGCAACAGCAGCCGGCUGCUUCUGGAGCACCACGACAGCCUCCUGACGCACCUGGCCGCCCAGGUGGAGAGCCUGAGUGACCAGCUGACCGAGGUGGGUGGGGCCGUAGGCACCAUCAACAGGACCUUUUCCUACGACGUGGGCAUCCACCACACCCGGAUCCAGGACCUGCAGGUGCUGAUCAGCAACGCCACGGAGGACGCCCGACAGAUGAGGCAGAUCCACAUCGCCAUGGAGCAGCAGCUGAAACACGAGCUGGCCAUCCUGAACAACGUGACCGAGGACCUGAGGCUGAAGGACUGGGAGCACUCCAUCGCCUUGAGGAACAUCUCCGUGAUACGGGGGCCUCCAGGACCAAAAGGAGACCAAGGCAAUGAAGGAAUGGAAGGCGAGCCUGGAGUUCCUGGUUUACCUGGACUAAGAGGGCUCCCUGGGGAGAGAGGGCCUCCUGGACCACCCGGCCUGAAAGGAGACAAGGGAGACCUCGGCCCAUCCGGCCCUACUGGGAUGCGGGGAUUCAAAGGUGAUCGAGGCCAGAAAGGAGAGAAGGGAGACAGAGGUGACGAAACAGCCGCCGUCGAGGAGGAGCUGAUCCGGCUGGUGAACGGCUCCGUCCCCCACGAGGGGCGGGUGGAGGUGUUCCACGACCGGCACUGGGGGACGGUGUGCGACGACAGCUGGGACAAAAAGGACGGGGACGUGGCCUGCAGGAUGCUGGGUUUCCGAGGCGCUGAGGAGGUGUACAGGAUGGCCAAGUUUGGGCAAGGUAUCGGGCGGAUCUGGAUGGACGACGUCGCCUGCAAAGGCACAGAGGACAGUCUGUUUCAGUGCAGCUUCUCCAGCUGGGGGAAGAGCAACUGUGGCCACGCUGAGGACGCUGGAUUGAAAUGCCUCAACCAGUGACCUCAAGGACAAGCCACCAGCGAGAAGCCAGAUUAUCCCACUGGGAGAGGGCUGCGCCGAGAGAGAGGGACACACUGAGAAAUGCUGAAGCCACCACCCGUAUAUCCUUAGCCCAGCCACCUGCUCCAGGGUGACUGAGUGCCUGCCUUUUGCCUCCGGGCUCACUGCCGAGUCUAUUGUCUUUUGAUCUGCUGUGACUCCUCUCCCGUGUGCCCCACUCUCCCGGGUAAUAUUAACAAUUCCUGUAGCCUUCCCCCUCCUUGCCUUGUCUCUCUCUUGCUCUCGCUUCUAGACCAAAGUUAAGGCUGCAGAGCCAAUAUCCCUAUCCACCCUUUCUCCUUUCUCCAGCCCUGUAAUAUA
This is a messenger RNA of Dermochelys coriacea (leatherback sea turtle), 2311 nucleotides long. RefSeq names its product scavenger receptor class A member 5 (gene SCARA5). Gene Ontology annotation, molecular function: ferritin receptor activity. Gene Ontology annotation, cellular component: plasma membrane. Bases 476 to 1951 code for a protein of 491 amino acids. The transcript is spliced from 9 exons. The record is from RefSeq and is a predicted model, not a curated record. Lineage: Eukaryota; Metazoa; Chordata; Testudines; Dermochelyidae. Gene Ontology annotation, biological process: iron ion transmembrane transport.